This is a messenger RNA of Paracoccidioides brasiliensis Pb18, 4050 nucleotides long. RefSeq lists its product as uncharacterized. The record is from RefSeq and is a predicted model, not a curated record. The coding region runs from base 1 to 4050 and encodes 1349 amino acids. The transcript is spliced from 3 exons.
AUGUCAUUUAACCUUCGCCCAGCCGGUGAUUUCGGGUCUCUUCCUGAGAUAAAGACCAAGGAAAGGAAAUCUCGUUCUAUAUUGCCUACGCUGCAAAUGAGAUGGCCCAUGCGUGCAUCUCGUUCGAUAGAGAGCUUUCCUACAUCGGCGAAACCGAAAGACGUCAUUUCGAAGCGCAAGACUAAAUCAACCAGCCUUCUGAAACCCAAGUCCAUUGACAUGUUAGUCAUGGAUACGCGAGUCAAUUCUCAACGGGUUAACAGACCAGAGGCUGGUGGGCUGCAACAGCCCACUCAUUCGCUUGUAUAUACCUCGUUGGAGUGGACUCAGAAACAGCAUUCUCCUGAAUUCCCAGAUGCGCAUGCUUUGGAGUGUGUAUGGCUCCCUGAUGAGAUAUCAACACGAAUGCCUGUCCCUGACAUAAAGACAAAGCCAUUGAACUCUAUGUCUGGUAGGCCAAACUCCGUAAAUAUCCCUCAAGCACAGAAUUCGUCAUCGAUACUGGCACAUCAAAGGCACACUUCAGAUCCCAGUCGAACCCACUACCCUGCUGUUAACCAGCCACCCAACCAUCCUGGACGGGAUCGGUCAGCCUCGAAGGUCUCCGAUAUUGACACCCAACAUGGCUUUCAUGGACCAUUUACCAGUGGGACCGUAUCACCAAUUAUCAGCUCCUCUCAGCGGCAGAUUACCCCAGCCUUCUCUGAAGAUAUGAGUUUUGCCGCCGGUUUUCCCAUUGUUUCAACUUUGUCAAUAGACAUGCCCCAGCCUCAGCGUUUUUUUGUGCCUCCCUCCUUUGAAAAUAUCCUUAAGAACAAAGCGGCCCUGUCCGUGGCCCGAACUCGGAAAACUGAUAAUUCAUCCACCUCUUCUGAUUUCGAUGGAAGUGCCUCACCUCCCAAUAGUCCGUCUUCCUCUAGAUCAAGCGUAUGCUCAAUUGAUGUCCCUCACAAAUCCGACGCAGUAGACACAUCAGAGGCUUCUAGAGGCAGCAGGGCUUAUUCGCUAAUAUCUCCCGUUGCUGCUGGAGUGUUUGACGACGAACCAAAUCUGAAGCGCAAUCCAACGUUCAAGAAAAAGUUUAGCAACAGGCAUUCGAGAGAUAAGCCACUCCCUCCUGACCCAACGAUAAACAUCCCGCCACUUUCGAUCCGCCGCACCUCACGAGCGUCCAUGGGGCUCUCUCCUCACGCUGGUCGGUUAAUCCAACCGACUAGCAAACCGCAGUCCCUGCCUUUAGCUCCACGGCCAUCCGAUCUCGAUAUUUUAGACGAAGCAUUCCGCCGUUCAGGCCUUCAUCAUGGGCCACAUACUCCACGCAACGUAUUCACAAAAUCGAUUUCUAGCCGAGCUUCGAAGUCCAGUACGAAAUCCAGUUCCCCAUCCCUGCGCACGGCUACACUUGACUUGGAGGAACAGCUUUCUGUUUUAACUGGGUCUAAAUAUGAGAGCUCUAUCUGGUUGAAAUUGGGACGGAAACGCACCUCAAUUUCUGGGAAUCCCAUAGCUAGCUCAUCAAGAGCACUGAAACAGCACCCGUCCUGGAAAAGGUCGCCUUCGCAUUCCAUUUUGUCUCCUCAUGCCUCUUCGCUGGACACGAAGAUACACGCUUCAUUCACAUUGUCGUCGAAGAAGAGUUGGACAGGUAAAGAGAAGAUUAAGGUGGUGCCGUUUGGCACUGCGGUGAUUGAAAAGAGUCAUAAGUCGCAAUUGCGGGCUCCGCAACCGCCUCCAUCGAACCCACAGAAUAUCGCAAAUGGCAAUAGUGGCAAUAUCGAAGAUGAUACCAGCAACAACAGCAAAGAUGAUGCGAAGUCCAUUGAAAGAAUGAGUCGUCCCAAGGCGCGGACAGGUAGUGUCGAGCGCAGUCUCAGGCUUCGUCUACCCCGUCUGCGUACACAGUUGGGUGCCAAGCCGAUUUCUGGGCCUGUGAAUCUCAGCAUUGUGAUGGAGUCGCCGACUGACCAAAAACACCACCACACCAACAACCAAAGUCCAAGGGAACGAAUCAUGGCAGCGCUCGACAGGAUUGAUCCGCGGCUGUCGCAACCAGAGCCUUCGCGCCAUCGAUGUUCUAGUAAUGGCGAUAACGUAGUGAUAAACCCUUCGUCUACUCUCGCCCUGCACGACAGAUAUAGAGCCAGCCAACAUGCGGGGUCCAAGGACAUUCUCUGCCAAGAAAUUCCCAGUGAGGCAGCAAAAUCCAUAAUAUACCAGAUCAUGCAAAAAAUCGACAACCUCGAGGACUUGUUCAACCUUUCGGUUAUUAACAAGACCUUCUACAGAGUCUUCAGAGAACAUUCAUUGACUCUUAUCAAAGAUACUUUGUUCCGCAUGUCUCCGGCGGCAUGGGAGUUGCGUGAGAUAUGCCCUCCCUGGGAGAUAGAGGGCGACGAAACAGGAGAUAUGGACAUGCCUGUUCCUGAGUACACACCCAACUUGUACAUUUAUUAUUAUACGCGAGAUCUAUACACUAUGGUCGCUUUGAAAUCUCUCGUCCUUGUCCGCUGCGAGAAUUUCCUUCGACCCGAUACAACUAGAGCGCUGGCAGGAUUAGAUGAAGUUCGUUGCGUUGAGAUCGAUGAAGCGUUCUGGAGAGUGUGGACGUUCUGCAAACUAUUUGGCUGUGGAAAGAGUAGGGAAGAUGAUAUCGUUGCCCAAGUUGACUGGCUCAAUGGCGGUCCAUUAGCUGCUGCGGAAAGCUGCGGCACCACUAUGGUCGUCCAAUAUCCUCUGGGAGUACACAGUGUUUUGUUCAAUGCUCCUCCUGGCUUUAGCAAAGGAAAUCAUGGAGGAUUGUCAUCAACAGAGCUCUACGAUAUGAUGGAGAUCUGGACAUGUCUUGGUGUUCUCUUGCAAGUGUUCCAUGGUAAAUGUAAGGAAGCUCGCGAUUUUGGAAUCUUUGAUGGCUUGGAUGUGGAGUCUGGUGAUGUUGAUAGAGAGGAGUCUCUGCUAGAAAGCUGGACUCAGUAUAUUCUCACACUUGGGCCUUCCGCUAUCCUUGCUCUCACUAGCAUCAACCCAGAUGCCCCUAUUGAAACACUAUUUGCAAGAGCACAAUCUAAUGGGUGGACAAAAUGGACAGCCCCAGACACAACCCAGGGUGGCCCUCCAAGGUCGUUCUUCAAGGAAGCCAUUUCCCAAGUUUAUGAGUCAAGAAUAGCAACCAUACAAACCCCCAUCUCGUUUGGAACGCCCAAAUCCAACUCACCAGCGCCAUAUUCCCCUAACCCCAAGUUAAGACAUGGACGCCACACUCGCAAUGUCUCAUCAUCUUCCUCAUCUUCAAUGUCAUCACAACACACCAACCUCAAUCGUCGACGACAAGCUGGCUUCGCUGCUGAGCUGCGCCGGAAGCGCAACGCAUCGCAAAGUUCUGAUUUGUCAAUUGGUGAAAAUGUUGUACCUCCAGCGACAAAUUUCAAGGAAGAGAGGCCAAUCUCCAACUUCUCAGCCGUUAUUGAGAGACUGGACGGUCGUAAUGAUCCCGCCGAUAGAAGAAACGCUCGCCAAGUUCCCAUCAUUCAAACACUCUUCCCUCUUUCAGUCGAUACAAACCAGGUCAUGCCACCCCAAUCAUCGUCAUCGAUUUCGCAUGUCCACCCUCACCAACAACCCAAACACCCCCCAAAAUCGCAGCAAGUCUGCAACAACUACGAGUCCGUUCAGGAGAAUAUAUCCCGCGGCCGCUAUGCCGCGCACACGCCUCUAAUCGUCGACCCUGCUGACGUGGCCAUGUACAAGAUGGUCAAGGAGCUGGGCUUCAGUGAAGCGGAUGCCAAAUGGGCGCUGAAGUGCACAGACACGGGCGAGUCACUGGACGUUAUUGCUGCCGUUAACUUGCUGUUGCAGAGCGGUGGUCGUGUUGAUCCCUCUGCAGUGUCGUCGACCACAGUGCCAGAUGCGGCCCAUAUUGAUAGCAGAUCUACCAUGAGCGGCGGCUUCGGAGGCGCUACUGCGAGUGGACCGUGUGGGCGGAAUAACAUGGAGGUUGGACUGGAAACUUAUAACACUGGUGGUGUGUGGCGGCCAGUGUGGAGGUGGGCGUGA